CUCUCCUCAUUUCUGCCUCAGAAAAGCAAAGUGGCCCGGCGUAUUCAGUACAAACCCACUCGCAUUCACAACACUCGAGCUCAUAUCAAGAAAAGGAUGUUAGCGGCAGAACAGGAAAACGCUCAGCUCAGAGAGGAAUUGGUUAACCUCAAGGGGGAGAUGGAAAGAAUGGCACUUAUGAUGGAAACUAUGAUGGCUGAGAGAGAGCAAGCAGCAAUCUCCAAUUCAACUCCUGUUGUGGUCGUCACAGCUGCACCUGAGGGUCCCCCGCAACCAUCUCCGACUACUACUACAACUAUCGGCCUCGCCCAGCCUCUGAUGACUGAUUUUUCUUCUGGUAAUAUGGCAACUAUGGGCAACUCAGGCUUCCGUCCUCUUGGCCCCCAGGGUCCCUUUGCUACUCCUCAAUAUUCCAUGCCUUCAGGCUACCCUUGGGGCAUGCCGAUUGCAACUAACGGGGUUUUUGGUCCAGGCGCUACUGAAAUGCCUUUCCCACAGGGUCAACAGACUUCGGCACAUUUCCAGAUGAGUCAACUAAUUCCUCAAGCUACCAUGACUCAAGCAGGUCCUACUGUGCAUGUUGGGCCACAACAUGAAGAGCAGAUUUAUCACUCCGACAGUAUAAUGGGGGAUGAUAAAGCAAUCGAUUGGGAAGAAAGGUUCGGUGCUCUAGAGAAGAAGAUGAGUAAUAUGCGGGGAAAGGAAACAGUCGUCCAAAGCAUAUAUGACCUUUGCUUGGUACCAGAUGUAAACAUACCUCCAAAGUUCAAGAUGCCUGUAUUUGAGAAGUAUCAAGGGGACACAUGUCCACAAAAUCAUCUAACUAUGUAUAUUAGCAAGAUGAUAGCUUACAAGAAUAAUGUUCCCUUACUCAUUCACUGCUUCCAGGAUAGUUUGACUGGUCCGGCACAUACCUGGUUCAUGGGGUUGAAAGGAGUCACUACUUUUGAACAGUUGGCUGAGGCCUUCAUGCAACAGUACAAAUAUAAUACCUAUCUGGCGCCAAGUCGCAAGGAGUUGCAGUCCUUAACCCAGAAAGAGAAAGAAUCGUUCAAAGAGUACGCACAACGCUUCAUUCAAAAAGCUGCUCAGAUUCGUCCUCCUUUGGAUGAGAGGGAACUUUCAGAAUUGUUCUAUGAAACCCUGAGCCCUUGUUAUUCAGAAAAGAUGAUUGUCUGUGCAUCACAGAAGUUCACUGAUUUGGUGGAAACAGGAAUGCGUAUCGAGGAGUGGGCUCGUAAGGGAGCAGCUGUUUCGGGAGGUUCUUCAGGUGGUUCUUCAGGGAUUUCGUCCAAUGGUAAUAAGAAAUUUGGGAAUGGUUACCCAAAGAGGAAUGCUCAAGAGGUCGGCAUGGUGGCUCAUGGAGGACCUCAGCCCGUGUACCCUAAUCACCCCUUUGUUGCCAACAUCACCCCACAAAUGACCGCACCCCAGAACCCAAACUAUCAAUCAUCCAGACCUCAAGGACCUGCACCAUACUACCCCCCAUUAUACCAACCACUAUACAACCUACAACAAUUCCCUCAACAACCAUAUUACUCCCAACAACCAUACCAACAGAGACCACAGCAACAACCCCGUCCUCAGGUUCCUUACAAUCAGCAGAAUCAAAGGCAACAAUUUGACCCCUUGCCAAUGACCUAUGGAGCAUUGCUCCCUUCUUUACUUGCACAGAAUCUAGUCCAAACAAUACCACCUCCUCGCAUUCCAGACCCUCUCCCACGCUGGUACCGUCCAGACCUUCAUUGUAUUUACCAUCAAGGGGCACCAGGCCACGAUGUGGAGCGUUGUUUUGCUCUUAAGAAAGAGGUUCAGAAACUGAUAAAUAGUAAAGAGUUAACCUUCACCGACCCUGAUGCGGUAGCUCAGAACAAUCCUCUGCCUACUCAUGGGCCUGCUGUUAAUAUGAUUCAAGACGAUCAGGAAGAGGCUCGCAUUCUCUCUGUAGGUGAUAUCAAGACUCCUCUGGUACCGAUACAUGUGAAAAUGUGUAAAGCAACUCUCUUCAACCACAAUCAUGAAGCUUGUGACAUAUGUUCGAUGGAUCCUCGUGGAUGUAUACAAGUCCAGAAUGAUGUGCAGGGUCUCCUAAAUAGAAGAGAACUUGUGGUUACAAGGGAACCCGAGAGCAAGGACGUCUGUGUUGUCACUCCGGUAUUCAGAGCCAGGAGGCCGCUGGUGAUAAACCCUAACAGUACAAAGCCCGUUGGUACUCCCUUGGUAAUCUGUGUGCCUAGGCCCACGCCUACUACUGCUCAGAAAGCUGUACCCUACAAGUAUGAAGGCACGAUUCUAGAGCCCGGAAGUGAGACAACUUCACCUGUUGCUGUGGAUAAUAUCGCAGAGAAUAGCCGGAUUUUGAGGAGUGGCCGCAUCUUUCCUACGGUGGGUCCGAAGAGUGUUAGUGUUCCGGUCGAUGAGCCAGUAAAAGAGCGAAACGCCGGUAAAGGUAAAGCUGGGGAGCAGGCCAAAGAGUUUGACUUUGAGGAUGCCGAUGAAGUCUUGAAGCUGAUCAAGAAGAGUGAAUACAGGGUGGUGGACCAGCUGUUACAAACUCCUGCGAAGAUUUCCAUCAUGGCCCUGUUAUCAAGUUCUGGUGCUCAUCGGGAUGCCCUGAGGAAAGUACUAGACCAGGCAUUUGUGGAUUAUGAUGUAACUCUGGGUCAAUUCGAAAGCAUUGUGGGGAAUGUGACCGUGUGUAACAGUCUGACUUUCAGUGAUGAAGAUCUCCCGGCGGAGGGGAAUAAGCAUAAUCAAGCAUUACUCAUCUCUGUACUUUGCAGAACAGACUCGUUAUCCAACGUCUUGAUAGAUACCAGCUCUGCACUUAAUGUGAUGCCCAAGUCAACUCUCGACCAAUUGGCGUACUCCGAGGCUCCUUUGAGACUUAGCAAGGUGACAGUGAGGGCCUUCGAUGGAACUAGGAGAUCGGUGUAUGGUGAGGUAGAUUUGCCAAUUUCGGUCGGCCCACAUGAAUUUCAGGUUACUUUCCAAGUCAUGGAAAUCCAGGCUUCUUUCAGCUGUUUGCUCGGCAGACCUUGGAUUCAUGACGCUGGGGCUGUGACAUCUACUCUCCAUCAGAAAUUGAAGUUCGUAAGUCGUGGAAAGUUGAUCACUGUGAGUGGCGAAUCGGCCUUUUUAAUCAGCAAUUUGUCUGCUUUCUCUGUUAUCGGUGGUAGUGGUUCAGACGGGCCAUCAUUCCAAGGAUUCUCUGCCGAAGAAAGUGUCGGUAAGAUUGAGACUUGUAUGGCCUCGUUGAAGGAUGCCCGGAGAGUAAUUCAGGAAGGCAAAACCGAAGGCUGGGGUCAGCUAGUGGAGUUACCAGAAAACAAGCGUAAAGAGGGAAUUGGUUUCCUUAACAGUAAGCCUGGGAUGUUCGACCCUACCAGAGGUUCUUUCCACAGCGCUGGUUUCAUUCAUGAUUCACUAGAGACCAAUGCAAUUUUAGAUGAUGCACCUGGAGGAGUGACACCGGUCUUUGUGACGCCUGGAGGAGCUUGCUGCAACUGGAUUGCUGUUGACAUUCCUUCUGUGACACCCCGCUCUAAACUGAACAUAAGUGAAUCCGUUGAACACAGUGACCCCAUGCUUUCUCCCAACUUUGAGGUCCCGGUUUACGAGGCUGUGGCAGAGGAGGAUGAGGAGAUCCCGAAUGAGAUCAAAUGAAUGUUGGAACAAGAAAGGAAGACAAUUCAACCUCAUCAGGAGGAGAUAGAAAUCAUCAA
This is a messenger RNA of Medicago truncatula (barrel medic), 3725 nucleotides long. RefSeq lists its product as uncharacterized. The record is from RefSeq and is a predicted model, not a curated record. Bases 97 to 3666 code for a protein of 1189 amino acids. Lineage: Eukaryota; Viridiplantae; Streptophyta; Magnoliopsida; Fabales; Fabaceae. The transcript has 2 exons.